AUGCCUUCAGCUCGAGAUAUCCAUGCUCGCAACGAAAGGUUUGCUAAGAAGGCCCGUGAUACGCAGGGUCUGCGCAAUACAUCGGGAAAGAACAAGCGCGGCCUUGUAAAGGCACCCGCGCAGGAAUCAGAACAGCAGGAGCAGGUUCCUCGGGCCUCGCCUGCAGUCAGAUACCUAGCUAUAUUCUUGAUCUUUGUGCUGUUGGGAGGAUUCGUUAUGGAGAUGCUGAGCCUUUUCAUGCGUUCCUUCUCGCGCGUUUAA
Molecule: messenger RNA, 261 nt
Organism: Malassezia restricta
Lineage: Eukaryota; Fungi; Basidiomycota; Malasseziomycetes; Malasseziales; Malasseziaceae
Exons: 3
Coding region: 1-261 (86 amino acids)
Source: RefSeq, a predicted model, not a curated record